This is a messenger RNA of Racocetra persica, 412 nucleotides long. Lineage: Eukaryota; Fungi; Glomeromycota; Glomeromycetes; Diversisporales; Gigasporaceae. The record is from the annotation of a GenBank genome assembly.
AUGACCCUUACUGAAAACUCUUCCCAAAAUACAUUUAACAACCUCAAUGGAUGGAAUGUAGUUAUUUCCUGGAGAAAAGAAAAUUUUGAAUUGAAUCAUGAUCAAGUUGGUUACUUAACAAAUAUGUAUGCUUCGGAAAUCUUUCCGAGGCUAUAUAUGGGCAGCGUACUGGCAGCUUCUGAUAGAGCAUGGUUGAUGGAUCAUAAAAUUACUCACAUUCUUUCGGUUACAGAUCACGCUCCUCCUCAGUUUCUAGAGUCUUAUAAGUACAAAACAAUCUCAAUACGAGACUGUGAAAAUACAAAUAUAAUGGAAUAUUUUGAUGAUGCUUAUGAAUUUAUUUGUCAAGCUUUAAAAGAGAAUGGGAAUGUUCUUGUUCAUUGUCAAAGUGGAAUAUCACGAAGUGCUACAA